This is a messenger RNA of Durusdinium trenchii, 1579 nucleotides long. Lineage: Eukaryota; Dinophyceae; Suessiales; Symbiodiniaceae. The record is from the annotation of a GenBank genome assembly.
AAACAAUCUGGACUAUAUACAAGUUAGCCUUUCCGUGAUUGUCCACCGUUGGGCCAUGGUCCACCUGUCCUCAGUGCAGGUGAAUGCUGAAAAGGCAGAGAGGCUGCGUUUUCGGGCAGCCCAGCGCUUUAGGUUUGCGCAGUUGCAAUGCAAAGCUUUGUCCGCGCCAUUGCCGGAUGAGCCUGCUGCCACUGACCACAACCUCAUGGAUCAGCAGCUUUUGAAUUUGCAUUUAGACUCCCAGCGCAACACGCACAGGGCAGGUUCUCCAAGGCUUGGUUCAUCUGCCUCUGAUUUGCUGCUGUGGUUGGCGGCGGAGGCAGAACGCUGUCCAGUGCCAGGUGGUUGGCGGCGCGUGGAUGAGGAGCUCUACAUCGACGAAUUCAGCUGUCUACCUCCUCGGACGGUGCAUCCUAUGCUUGGCUACUUUUUGAGACUAGCUGCGGUAGUCUUGGCAUUGCCUGAGAAGUCUUGCCAACGGGUGAUGAUGGACAUCUCAAAUCUGCACAAAGACCUCCUCGCAGAAUGUGCUGGGUUGCACCAGCAAUACGAGAAUCCGCAAGCAUGCGGGCUGAAGGAGUGGUACCACAAGCAGAGAGGGUGGUUUACGAGAAGUGACCCUCUUCAAGCUCAUGCAUAUCUGCAAAGAGUUGUGAAGGACUUGGAGAGCAAACUUAGACUUAGCCUUGAAGGCGGUCAGGAGGAGUCAGAUGAGGCAAGCUGCCAGGGCCAAGCAAAAGCGUCCAAAGACCCAGAAGCGGGAACUGACGCUGGGUCCUGCUGUUUCUUUGACAUUUCACAACCGAGACGGACCAAGUCUCCGAUUUCUUCCCCUGAGAACACGCUGGGUUCUUCCAUUGGGAGAACAGAGUUGGAGUGUCAAUACGAGCAGAACUGGAGCUCUCUGGUGUCAUCAAGGUUGUUGAGUACCCAAGAUACACCACAGACUCUGCACAGCAGCUCAGAAAGUGAAGGAGGUAUCAGAAGUAUCGGACUGAACAGCUCAAAUUCCCUGGCAGCCCUGGCAGCCAUCUCCAAGGAGACCUUGAGGGAACUCAGACCCUCAGAUCUUUGGGCACAGCUAGAUCCCUCAACGUUGAGCUCUCCAAGUUCUGCGAAGGACCCUGAGAACACCCAUUGUCAGGAGGUUCACCACGCGCAGAGCAGACAGAGCGUCACCGACCCUGGCGGAUGCUGGAGCAACCGCUAGGUCCACCCUGUUUGACUGGCCAGAUCCAAUUCGAUCAUGAAUGCCAGGCCCAAAGCUAUUCAAGGGGUGCACCCAAGGGUGCCUUCGAGGGGUGCUCGGGGUUUGUUUACUUUAAUUUAGCACAGCAUAUAUCCUACUGAUUGAAUCUUUUCACAUCACCAACAACUCGACAGUGAUGCAAAAGCUGUAAGACAAGCUUCGCCAAAGGCGGCAGCUUUUGGGAGUGCACCGCAUGACAAGCUUUGCACACAGCAAGCGCAUCGAGUACUCCUCCACGGAUUGCAACAUGGGAUUAGACGCUGUUGCACCGACGAGAACAACAAUUGAAGCCAAUGUUUGUAGCUGCACAGUUGCACAGACUUAAAUGAC